This is a messenger RNA of Saccharomycodes ludwigii, 1350 nucleotides long. It is a transcript of the gene RRD1, whose product is annotated as peptidylprolyl isomerase RRD1. Gene Ontology annotation, molecular function: peptidyl-prolyl cis-trans isomerase activity; protein tyrosine phosphatase activator activity. Lineage: Eukaryota; Fungi; Ascomycota; Saccharomycetes; Saccharomycodales; Saccharomycodaceae. The record is from RefSeq and is a predicted model, not a curated record. Gene Ontology annotation, cellular component: protein phosphatase type 2A complex; nucleus; cytoplasm. Bases 1 to 1350 code for a protein of 449 amino acids. Gene Ontology annotation, biological process: mitotic spindle organization. The transcript has a single exon.
AUGAAUCAUACACAAGAACAGAAAAAUAAUAAUGAUGCCAUUAUCUCCACAGCAACCCAAUUCAGUGAGCCAGUAAAAAAAAUAUUCGACCAACAAACAACACAAUACUUUCAACACUCUGUCGCAAUUAAAAGAUUACAGCAGUACAUUGAUAAAUACGUUGAACUGGUCAGAGGUGUAGAUUUUGAUUAUCAGCAUAUUGAACAUCUUCUGACCUAUGACCCACUUGAAACCUAUAUUUUCAAUCCAUUAAAUAAAUUAAUAGAUGAAACCCCGCCUAUUAAAGGGCCCAGAAGGUUUGGAAAUUUAGCUUGCAGAGAUUGGCAUGAUAAAAUAAACAAAGAUAUUACUUGCCUAUUAAGGAAAAUGCUUCCAGAAAACUUCCAUAAUGCAAUAAUAGAACUAGAUUACUAUUUGAAAAAUUCUUUUGGUUCUAAAGAAAGAUUGGAUUAUGGGACAGGACAUGAAUUGUCAUUUUUAGCGUUUAUUAGUGGUUUAGAUAUGUUAGGAGUUUUAGUACCAACUUCAAGUGAUCAACCACUCACCGGCCAAGAUAUUUUGUAUAUGUUCACAAGAUAUUAUCAACUAGUACAGAGAUUGAUUUUGACAUAUAAUUUGGAACCAGCAGGUUCUCAUGGUGUUUGGGGUUUAGAUGAUCAUUUCCACAUAUCUUAUAUUUUAGGAGCAUCGCAAUUUGUCGGUAAUUACAACGCUCUGAGUAAUGGGAUCACACCAAGAUCGAUCCUAGACAUAGCACUAGUGAGAAAUAGUACUUUAAAAUAUAAGAAUCUAUACUUUGCUGGUAUUGCCUUUAUAGACGAAGUGAAAAGUGGGCCUUUUGAGGAACAUUCUCCUAUCCUAUAUGAUAUCUGUAAGAAUGUUGGAAGCUGGGAGAAAGUUCUAAGAGGUUUAAUGAAAAUGUAUAUGGUGGAAGUUUUAACAAAAUUUCCCGUAGUUCAACAUUUUUGGUUUGGUACUGGGUUUUUCCCAUGGGUAGAUUACAGGAAUGGCAAAAGUUUACCUAAUGUAGAGUAUGAUGGUGAUUCUGUAACCGUUGAUAGUACUGCCAACCAUAAGAAUAUAUACAACAACAGUAAUCCAAUGACUACUGCUGUAUUUCCGUCUUUAGAUUCUCAACAGUAUCAUCAACAUUCUCGUAUAGGAGAAACUGAACUAGCAUCAAAAUAUAAUAGAUUGUUAUCUUCCCCAACCAAUAAGAGUAAUACACUUAACUACACAUCUAUGCCACCUCCAUCCAUAUCAAAAAUUACAAGGGUUACUUCGCCCGGCCAUAGCACUAGUAUUGCCAAUGUUGAUCGAUUUGGACGGAACACAGUGCCUAAAAAAUAG